AUGCUCAAAGAUGCCAUGGAAAAUAUGCUAGAAAAGGAAAUAGAAGUAAUAACACAAGUUAAGACUGCCAAAAAACUUGGAGAAAAAACAUACCUAGUCGAAUUUGAGAAAAUAGAAGAUACAGAUCAAGUAAAUAAACCGAAGAAUAAUAAAAAAGAUAAGAUUUUCAUUAAUGAAGACAAAACAAAAAUGGAAAGAGAAAAGGAAAAACAAAUAAGAAAGACUGCGAAAGAAGAACAGGAUAAAGGAAAAAUUGCUAAGAUAGGGUACAACAAAGUUACAAUAGAUGGGAGAGAAUGGAAGUGGAAUUAUACCACUGGAGAAUUAGACUUUGAUAAAUCAAAAAACUAG
This is a messenger RNA of Psylliodes chrysocephalus, 351 nucleotides long. The record is from the annotation of a GenBank genome assembly. NCBI's taxonomy places the organism in Eukaryota, Metazoa, Arthropoda, Insecta, Coleoptera, Chrysomelidae.